AUGGAGACUGGCGUUCCGCAAGCCGCCGCGCCGGGUGCGCCCACGGCCUCUCCGGCCGCGAAUGGGAACGUGGCCUCCGAUCCCUCGCCCCAGCGUGAAGGACACGGCGAGACCGCCCAACUUCGUGACCAGGGACGACAUCCUCCAGAUGCAGGACGUGCGGAUCAGAAUGAUGCUGCGCGGGGAGGAGGCAGAGGUGGUCGAGGAGGUCGUCCGGGCAAGAAGAGAGAUAUGGGGAGGAAGGAGUGGGCUAAGAACAAAGUAGACAAGCGGCAGCGGAACGAGGAUGAACAGGCCGCGAAGCGGCAACGGCUCGACCGAGGCGAAUCCGAACUACCCAUCUAUGCGACCAAAUUUAGCGACGAAGUACUCGCCGCUGAGGAGAGACGGCCGAAGAAGAAGGUCGCCGUGCUGAUCGGAUAUGCCGGCACAGGCUACAAAGGAAUGCAGCUGACGCACGAUCAAAAGACCAUCGAGGGCGACCUCUUCCAAGCGUUCGUGGCUGCGGGAGCCAUUUCCAAGGCCAACGCCGACGAUCCCAAGAAAUCGUCCUUUGUCAGAUGCGCGCGGACGGACAAGGGCGUCCAUGCCGCCGGCAACGUCAUCUCGCUCAAAUUGAUCGUCGAAGACGACGAUGUGGUGGAGAAGAUCAAUCAAAACCUGGCGCCGCAGAUCCGAGUAUGGGGGUUUGAACGGACGAAUAACGCUUUCAGUGCCUACCAGCUGGUGGACUCGAGGAUAUACGAGUAUUUGAUCCCCACACACAGUUUCCUACCGCCACAUCCGACCAGUUUCCUGGGCCGAAAUUGCGACGAGUGGGCCGAGAAGAAGGGAGACCAAGAAGAAUACAGGAAGAGACAAGAAGAGGUCUUGGGGUAUUGGGAGAAGGUAGACGAAGAGAUGAUCAAGCCCAUUCUCGCAGAGUAUGAUCCAGAAAUCCAAGAUAUACUGGAGAAGGCUUUAUGGAUGAAAGGAAUUGAACCUGCUGGAGGCGAGGCAGCUGUGGCCGACCCAUCUGAUACUGAAAUUGCCGACAAGGGGCUUGAGCCCGAGCUGGCAAAGAAUACUUCCGCAGGCGAGACCGUGGACAAAGAUGAUACCAUGCAGGCUGACGCAUCCACGAAGACUUCAUCGGACACGACCGAGAAACCCAAGACCUCGCGCCGUCAAAUCCUGGACGAAGCCGUGAAACGUCUCCGACAAGCCUAUAUCACCGCGAAACGCGCCUAUCGUAUCCCUCCCGAGCGGCUCGACCGCAUCCAAGAUACACUAGACCUCUUUGUCGGCACCCGAAACUACCACAAUUACACGGUUCAAAAGACGUAUAAAGAUCCCAGCGCCAAGCGCGUGAUAAAAUCCUUCGUCGUCAACAAGACGCCCAUUCUCAUCAACGGCACAGAGUGGUUGAGCAUGAAAGUCCACGGCCAGAGCUUCAUGAUGCACCAGAUCCGCAAGAUGGUCGGCAUGGUAGCGCUCGUGGUGCGUUGCGGAUGCGAUCCGAACCGACUGCGGGAGAGUAUGGGUCCCGCUCGACUCUCCAUCCCCAAAGCCCCCAGUCUGGGACUCCUGCUCGAACGACCGGUCUUUGACUCGUACAACAAGCGCGCGAAGGACAGCCUGGGUAAAGAACCCAUUGAUUUUGACCGGUACAAAACCGAGAUGGAUCAGUUCAAGCAAGAACAGAUCUACGAGCGUAUGUAUCGUGACGAGGAAAAAGAGAACGUCUUUGGAAACUUCUUCAAUCAUGUGGAUAACUUUCCUAGCGAGACGUUCUUGUUCGUCACGAGUGGUGGAAUUGAGGCCACGACCAUGAAGCCGCUGGUUGGAUGGGUCGAGAAAGGUCAAGAUGACAAGAAAUUGGAAGACGCUCUGGUGGAGAAGGAGAUGAACAUCGAUGCCGAGGAUGGGGACAGCGAUGUCGAUGAUGUCAAGGAUGAGCAUGGGAAUGAGGGAUAA
This is a messenger RNA of Cladophialophora carrionii CBS 160.54, 1956 nucleotides long. Its product is annotated as tRNA pseudouridine(38-40) synthase. The coding region runs from base 1 to 1956 and encodes 651 amino acids. Gene Ontology annotation, biological process: mRNA pseudouridine synthesis; tRNA pseudouridine synthesis. The record is from RefSeq and is a predicted model, not a curated record. Gene Ontology annotation, cellular component: nucleus. Gene Ontology annotation, molecular function: pseudouridine synthase activity; RNA binding. Lineage: Eukaryota; Fungi; Ascomycota; Eurotiomycetes; Chaetothyriales; Herpotrichiellaceae. The transcript has 3 exons.